This is a messenger RNA of Rhodamnia argentea, 985 nucleotides long. RefSeq names its product truncated transcription factor CAULIFLOWER A-like. The coding region runs from base 61 to 792 and encodes 243 amino acids. Gene Ontology annotation, molecular function: DNA-binding transcription factor activity, RNA polymerase II-specific; RNA polymerase II cis-regulatory region sequence-specific DNA binding; protein dimerization activity. The transcript is spliced from 8 exons. The record is from RefSeq and is a predicted model, not a curated record. NCBI's taxonomy places the organism in Eukaryota, Viridiplantae, Streptophyta, Magnoliopsida, Myrtales, Myrtaceae. Gene Ontology annotation, biological process: positive regulation of transcription by RNA polymerase II. Gene Ontology annotation, cellular component: nucleus.
AUCUCUCUCUCUCUCUCUCUCUUUGUUUUGUUUCUUGCCGUUUUGGCGGCGGGGGAGAGGAUGGGGAGGGGCAGGCUUCAGCUGAAGAGGAUAGAGAACAAGAUCAACCGGCAGGUCACCUUCUCCAAGAGGAGGACCGGUCUGCUCAAGAAGGCCCAUGAGAUCUCCGUCCUCUGCGACGCCGAGGUCGCCCUCGUCGUCUUCUCCACCAAGGGCAAGCUCUUCGAGUACUCCUCCGAUUCCUGCAUGGAGAGAAUUCUCGAACGCUAUGAAAGAUACUCGCACGCGGAGCGCCAAGUUCUUGCAAGUGAGACGGAAUCGAUAGGUAGCUGGACUUUGCAGCAUGCUAAGCUCAAGGCCAGACUUGAAGUUUUACAGAGAAAUCAUAGGCAUUUCAUGGGAGAAGAUCUUGAUUCUUUGAGCCUCAAAGACCUGCAAAAUUUGGAGCAGCAACUUGAUUCUGCUCUUAAACACAUAAGAUCGAGAAAGAAUCAGCUCAUGCAUGAAUCAAUCUCAGUGCUUCAGAAAAAGGAUAGGGCAUUGCAGGAGCAAAACAACCUGCUUACAAAGAAAGUAAAGGAGAAGGAGAAGGCCCUAGCCCUGCAAGCUCAGUGGGAGCAGCAAGACCAUGCACUUGACUCACCUGUUAUUCGACCCCUCAACUUGCCAUCUCUGGACAUCAAUGGUGGCACUUAUCAAGCGAGACACAACAGGCACGACGACAGAGAAAACCUGACUCAGCCGCGGGCCGGUACACUUCUUCCUCCAUGGAUGCUCCGCCAUCUAAGUUAAGGCUUUAACAUAAAGGGAAAGUUCUGCUGCCAUAUCAUAUGGGACUCUCACCCCUUGCUCUAGGGGAAAUAAACUUAGAUCUGCAUUUUGCAGCAUUCUGUAUUCCUCAGUGUGUCCUCCGUAUAUGUGUAGCACGCAUUACAUUUAUGUAUAACGAUGUACAUGGAUGUCAAAUUAUACAUGGAAGUUAAUA